This is a messenger RNA of Prosopis cineraria, 2188 nucleotides long. RefSeq names its product histone-lysine N-methyltransferase ASHR2. Lineage: Eukaryota; Viridiplantae; Streptophyta; Magnoliopsida; Fabales; Fabaceae. Gene Ontology annotation, molecular function: protein binding. The record is from RefSeq and is a predicted model, not a curated record. The coding region runs from base 510 to 1760 and encodes 416 amino acids. The transcript has 4 exons.
CCCAAUUACGGUCCAUUCUUCACACAGCUCUUUUGGUCCAGGGUGAAUUAACUACGUCAUGUUUGAAACCCUCGCUGCAGGAGAGACUAUCUUCAGCUAGCAGAGGUGAGCCAAGGAGCCAUUUAGAUCCUGUCUUAUUUGCAAACCUAUGGAGAGAGAUUUCCAAGAAGUUAUUUGAUCAUGGCUAUUUAAUGGUUUAAGAGUUUCAAGGUUAUAUGCUGUUACGCGAUUUCUUUUACCAGGAGCUAGACCAAUGCAUGCAUGCAUGCUUUUGCUGUGUAGCUAUUUGGGCUUGUCUGAACUCUGCAUAUAAUCUAGAAAGGGGAGUGCUCGUUGUAUUGUUCAAUAAAUAUUGGAAAGACUUAUUUGUUGGAUAUGUGGUAAUGUCCAGAACGCAAAUAUGUUGAAGUUAAAACACUUAUUGGACUCAGAUUUUGUAUAAAGAUUAUCGGCAUUGACAAAGUACCUAUUUAUUUGAGGGAAUCAAACGAUUAAUAAAUACUUUGCAAAUGGCACAGACUGCACCAAACCCCCUUUUGAGUGUGAAGGAGAUGCAAGGGAGAGGAAGGGGGAUGGUUGCAUCUCAGCCUCUUAAAGCUGGUCAAGUUGUUCUCAGAGAUUCUCCUAUCCUGCUGUAUUCUGCUUUGCCUUUGAUCCCACAGUCAUCAACCAUCUCCUCUUCCCCAGCCUUCUGUGACCACUGUUUCAGAACCCUACCAAGGCCAUCUUCAAUGGAAGGUCCUUCAUCAUCCUUGGUUUUGUGCCCUUCUUGUUGUCACCAUCGUUUUUGUAGCCCAAAAUGUCUAUCAAUUGCCCAAAAUACAUCACACACUUCUUGGGUAUGUCAAGCAUUAUCUCAUCUUCGAGUCAAUUCUGUACUGCUUGAACAGCCCCUUGAGUGUCAAGUCCAGGUGCAUUUUCUCAUUGCUGCCUACAAUCUGGCCAGUGUCUCCCUGUCAGGCUUUCAAACUCUGCUUGCUCUUCAUGGUUCUCCUGAUGAUACUACGAUUGCUUCAGCUCAGUUCCUACACACCCUUAUUUCAUCCCUCUUUCCGUUUGCUCCAACAAGUCAUCAGAAUUGGUUUUCCUUGGAACUCACUGCUGCCCUGUUGGCCAAGGAUAAGCUCAAUGCGUUUGGCUUGAUGCAACCAUUCUCUGAAGAUAAUGACCAGAGAUCAGUUAGAGCGUAUGGCAUCUACCCUUAUGCCUCCUUCUUUAACCAUGAUUGCCUUCCUAAUGCCUGCAGAUUUGAUUAUGUGGAUACUAGUGCAGCAGAUGAUAACCAUAACAUCGACAUUAUCAUUAGAAUGAUUCAUGAUGUUCCUGAAGGUAGGGAAAUCUGUUUGAGCUAUUUCCCUGUGAAUGAAAAUUAUUCUAGUCGGCAGAAGAGAUUGAUGGAAGACUACGGCUUCACCUGUAAGUGUGAUCGAUGUAAUAUUGAAGCAAAUUGGUCAGAUAACGACAUUGUUGAGGAUGAUACAGAGGAUAUUGAAGAGGCAAUGGAUGAGGACCAAUGUGAAGAUAUGGCAGCUUCUGACACUGAAAGUAAUCCCCAAGCAGAUAACAAUGAUUUCCCUCAUGCAUAUUUCUUCUUGAAAUUCAUGUGUGAUAGAAAGAAUUGCUGGGGUACUUUAGCUCCUUUACCCCCACAGGGUGAUACUCCAUCCAAUGUUAUGGAAUGUAAUGUCUGUGGCAACUUGAAGAGGGACAAUGUCCUUGAUGGUGAUGGAGGAGAAGAUGGAGUUUCCAUGGAGGACUGAGCAGCUGCGACCUCACUUUUACUACCUCUGCAUUCUUCUAAAUGGCUAGGUCGUUUCAGAGUUUUUCCCCCCUACAAAGAGGUUUUCUUUGAGAAUCCCUAUCCCAAUGAGAGCGGGAAGAGACCUUAAUUCUGUGGAUGGACUAGAAUUCGAUUUUAGAUGGCAUGCCGCCAUGAUAGUCCUUCCAUUUUCUGUCCUUCAUUCUAAGACGCAGCUUACCUAUGAUCAUCUCAAGCGCCUCUUCUCUCUCUCUCUCUCUAAGCAGUGCCCGCUUUUGCCCUGCAAGAUUGCAUCAUUUGGGUUGCAUAGUCAACAUUUUAUCUACAAAAGAAUGUACUGUAUGGGUUUUUUUUUUUUUGUGAAUGAAUGCAGAAAAUCUAGAUUGAUUAAAUGUGAUGUGAAAGGUUGGUCAUAUUUGCCGAUUUUAA